AUGGACUAUAAUAGGAUGAACUCCUUCUUAGAGUACCCACUCUGUACCCGUGGACCUGGCGCCUACAGCGCCCACAGCGCCCCUACUUCCUUCCCCCCCAGCUCGGCCUCGGCUGUUGACAGCUACGCAGGGGACACCCGCUAUGGCGGGGGGCUGCCCAGCCCUGCGCUCCAGCAGAACUCAGGCUACCCCGCCCAGCAGUCGCCUUCGGCCUUGGGGGUGCCCUUCCCGAGCUCGGCGCCUUCGGGGUAUGUACCCCCCGCCGCCUGCAGCCCCGGCUAUGGGCCUUCUCAGUACUACCCUCUGGGCCAACCGGAAGGAGAUGGCAGCUACUUUCAUCCUUCCAGCUAUGGGGCGCAACUCGGGGCCUUGUCCGACGGCUACGGAACCGGCGGGGUGGGCCCGGCUCCUUACCCUCCGCCACAGCCCCCUUACGCCAGCGAGCAGACCGCCAGCUUUGCACCGGCCUAUGCCGAUCUCUCGGAGGACAAGGAAUCGCCUUGCCCGACAGAACCCCGCACCCCCACCGCCCGGACCUUCGAUUGGAUGAAGGUGAAGAGGAACCCACCCAAGACAGCGAAGGUGUCGGAGCUGGGCCUGGGCGCGCCUGGCGGGCCCCGCACCAACUUCACCACGCGGCAGCUGACCGAGCUGGAGAAGGAGUUCCACUUCAACAAGUACCUGAGCCGCGCCCGCAGGGUGGAGAUCGCCGCCACCCUGGAGCUCAACGAGACGCAGGUCAAGAUCUGGUUCCAGAACCGGCGCAUGAAGCAGAAGAAGCGCGAGCGGGAGGGAGCCCGGCUGCCCCCUGCCCCUCCAGGCGCUCCCAAGGAGGCGGCUGGAGACGCCUCCGACCAGUCCACGUGCACCUCCCCCGAAGCAUCGCCCAGCUCCGUCACCUCCUGA
Sorex araneus (European shrew) is the source of this 906-nucleotide messenger RNA. It is a transcript of the gene HOXB1, whose product is annotated as homeobox B1. Gene Ontology annotation, molecular function: RNA polymerase II cis-regulatory region sequence-specific DNA binding; DNA-binding transcription factor activity, RNA polymerase II-specific. NCBI's taxonomy places the organism in Eukaryota, Metazoa, Chordata, Mammalia, Eulipotyphla, Soricidae. Gene Ontology annotation, cellular component: nucleus. The transcript has 2 exons. Bases 1 to 906 code for a protein of 301 amino acids. Gene Ontology annotation, biological process: regulation of transcription by RNA polymerase II. The record is from RefSeq and is a predicted model, not a curated record.